UCAAUUACAAUAAUUGAUAAGUAGCUAUGUUAAAAUUCUCAAAAUAACCCUCACCUAGUACUUAAUUAAAAUUUGUAGUUCUAUGUUCUUUUUUUUUUCUUUUCACAAUUCUUUAAACAUAUAAAAGAAUGCAACGUAAGGUGAUCCAGUCAAUCUCCGAAGAAAGGAGUAAUCUCCAUCUCUUAAUGGCCAAAAGUCUUUAAUUUCUUUCUUUCUUCCUCCCCUUUACCAGGAGCAAGCAGGCCUUUCCUUAUUCUGCCAAUUAUUAUUAUUUUCAAAAAUGUCCACUUGCAUUUUCCUCCUUUGGCUUGUUAGCAUUCCUCUAACAAUUCAUGCCACCAUCAAUGUUGAUCAACCCCAUGGUUUCCUCUUAAAUUGCGGUGGAAGUGAAAAAAUCAAACAAGAUUCGCUUACAUAUGCACCAGAUGAUAACUAUAUAAAAACAGGAAAUAAGUCAGAGAUAAAACAAGAAGGGCUAGUGCCAUUAUUAUCCUCUGUUCGUUAUUUCCCAGAUGAUGUAGAAAAGAAAUUUUGCUAUCAUUUGCCAGUGAACAAGGGGAGGAAAAUGCUGAUAAAAACCAUAUAUUAUUAUGGAGGUUUUGAUGGAGGCAAAGAGCCACCAAUAUUUGAUCAAAUAAUUGAUGGUACAAAGUGGAAUAUUAAUACAUCGGCGGAUUAUGCAGAAGGCCUUAGCUCCUAUUAUGAGGUUAUUAUGGUUGCUCAUAAUAAGGUUUUGAGUAUUUGUUUUGCUAAAAAUGAGCAUACAACUUCAGACCCUUUUAUCUCAGCUAUAGAAGUAUUGUAUCUUGAUGAUUCCCUUUAUAAUUCUACUGACUUUGGGAAAUAUGCAUUGGUCACUCUUGCUCGUCAUAGCUUUGGAUCUCAUGAUACCAUAACUUUUCCAGAUGACAAAUUCAAUCGUCACUGGUAUCCAUUACUAGAUGAAAAUCCAGUUGUUACAAGCCAUGCUCCUGUAACUCCUUCAACAUUCUGGAAUAUGCCACCAGAGAAAGUUUUUGAAAACUCAGUGACAGCAAGCAGAGGGAAGACUCUUGUGGUAAAUUGGCCACCAUUUUCACUUCCAAAGACUUAUUACUACCUUGCUUUGUACUUCCAAGAAAACAGAACCCCAAGUCCGUAUAGCUGGAGAGUUUUUGAUGUCUUAGUGAAUGGAGCAAAAUUCUUUAGCAACCUUAAUGUCACAACCAGUGGUGUCACUGUUUAUAGCACAACUUGGCCUCUUGAAGGGGAAACAAAAAUUACAUUGAUUCCCGCGAUUAAUAGUCCUGUUGGUCCAGUGGUUGCCGCUGGUGAACUCCUCCAACUUUUGCCUCUUGCUGGAUUAACUCUCACUAGAGAUGUGGCGGUGAUGGACGAUUUAAGGAAAAGCUUUAACAAAAAACCUCAAAAUUGGCAUGGUGAUCCAUGUCUUCCGAAGGACAAUUCAUGGACCGGAGUUACAUGCUCUAAUGGCACGAACACACGAAUCAUCUCCCUGAAUUUAACCAAUGCUGGAAUUGCUGGAUCAUUGCCACCAAGCAUAUCUAAAUUAACUGCACUCAAUCAUUUGUGGCUUGGAAGCAAUGAACUUACAGGUCAAAUACCUGAUUUAAGCUCAUUGAUAAACUUAGAAACUCUGCACUUGGAGAACAACCAGUUGCAAGGAUCAAUCCCUGAAACAUUGGGACAUCUACCUAAACUUCGAGAAGUGUUUCUCCAAAACAACCAUCUCAAAGGGAGUAUUCCACAAAGCCUAAGAAACAAGAAUAGCAUAAACCUAAAGGUCUCUCCUGGAAAUGAAGUAUCAAGUUAGGGACCGGCCUAAAGAGAGGAUUAAAUGAAGAACUACUAGAACUUGUUACACACUUCAGGAGGAUGUGGACAGAAUUAUUCAGGACCACACAUGAGAAACACAAGCUAUCAGAUGAAAUGAAGGGAUUCGGAAGAAGAGCUUUUAGUCUUGGUGUACUUCUUGUAUAGCAUAAACAUAAUCACAUCUAAUACUUGAAAAGAAAAUAAUUAGCAAAGUAAAGGUGUCUUUGUACAUUUGUCAUGACUAGUAAUCAUUUAAUUAAUAGAAGAUAGAUGUAACCAUGUUUUUCUA
Lycium ferocissimum is the source of this 2104-nucleotide messenger RNA. RefSeq names its product probable LRR receptor-like serine/threonine-protein kinase At1g67720. Lineage: Eukaryota; Viridiplantae; Streptophyta; Magnoliopsida; Solanales; Solanaceae. Gene Ontology annotation, molecular function: protein binding. The record is from RefSeq and is a predicted model, not a curated record. The transcript has 9 exons. Bases 281 to 1813 code for a protein of 510 amino acids.